AUGAGGGUAGGAAAUAAUACAGGGGUAGUAAAUGAUGAAAAAAUAUAUGAAGAUAACAAUUUUAUAUAUAAUGAUAAAUGCUCUUUAGUUAUAAUAAAUGACAAAGAAAUAAAUAAAACAAGAAAAGGUAGAUAUGUUAAAAGGAAUAAUGAAAUAAAAGAUGGGUCCCGCGAAAAUUAUAAUAUAAAAGAAGAUAAUUAUGAAGAUGAUAAUUAUUCAUAUGAUAUAACAAAUAACCAAUCGUUGGGUGAGGAGAACACAAAGGAGAAAUUUCAAGAAUUUGUAAAAAAUGAAGGAAAAGAAAAUCAUAUGAUAAAGAAGGAAUAUUUUAAGUUACACAUAGGUUUUGAUUAUUCGAAUUUUAGUAUGGAUACAAAUUAUAAAAUAAUAAAAUUUAUAAAUAAGGGAAGUCAUUUUUUAUAUUGGAAUGAUGAUGAUAUACAUUUUUUUGAUGAUACUAAUUUGACAGAAAAUAUGAAAUGUAGAGAUGAUGAUAGUAUUAGCAAUAAUUUAAAAUGGAGAGAUAAUAAUAAUAAUAAUAAAAAUAAUGUUCGGGCAAAUUUCCAUUCAACUAAAGAAUAUCAAAUGAAUGAAAUGAAAAAAAAUAAUUGUGAAGAGAUAAGAAAUAGUCGUUUUCUAUAUUUUGAUAGAGAACAUAAAUUAUUAGUUAUAAAAUAUAAUAUGAAAAAUAAUAAUUUUGUAUAUAUUAAUGAGGAGGAUCCUACAUAUAAAUAUUUUUUAAAUUUACAUAAUAAGGAUUUUUUGGAUGAAACAUUAAUUAAAGAAAAGAAAGAUUGUAUUUUAAUAUAUCCAUAUACCUAUACAAAAAUAUGGAAUACGUUAACUACAUAUAUAAAUGAUGAGGUAAUAAAUAAAAUAGAACCUGUAAACAAAACGUUUUCUUCAUCUUUCUUAAAAAGCGAUAAGGACAUGAUAAAUCUACACAACCAACCUUAUAUGUUUUAUUCUGUCAUACCUAAAUAUUCGUCCAAAAAAAAGAAGGACAAAAAAUAUGUAUAUGACAAAAAUGGUAGGAAUAAUUCAAAGGAGAAAAAGGAAGAUAACUUGGAAAUAGAUGUACAAAUAAAUGAUACGGCUGAAAAAGGUGAUGAUAAUAUUAUUGAUAUAUCUGAUGAUAAUGUAAGAGAUAAAUAUUAUGUCGAUAUAACUCAUAGGUUUAAUAAUAGCAAAAAUUAUAUAAAGGAGUAUAAUACAAUAAAUAAUACAAAUGUAGAAGGAGAAAAAACAUAUUUUGAAUAUAUAUCUAUUGAUAACGAAACGAAUAAAUAUACACCAAGUGAUAUAACUAUUAUGAACAUGGAAAAAUAUUGGAUAUUAAAAGAAAUAAUUCAACAAGAAUAUACAUAUAUAUAUUAUAAUAACGAACAAAUAGAAGGAUUUGUAAAAUAUUCAGAUAAACUUUUUUAUAUAUUAGGUGAGUUCCAAUUUGCUUUUAUUUUAUUUCAUUUAGGUUAUAAUUAUCAAUCAUUUAUUCAGUGGCGAAAAUUAUUUGAGCUUAUGACUAAUUCUUCUUACUUGGUCACAAAUAGUACAAAUUUUUUUGAAGAAGUUUUAAAAGCUGUUUGUAUACAACUGAGCUAUCUGAGUGAAGAUUUUUUUGAUAACUCUGACAAUAGUUUUAUUUUAUUUGGUAUUUAUAACAUAUAUGAAAUAAUAAAUAAUAUAGAUGAAAAGAUAAGACCAAAAAAUAUUACAACAUUGAUAGAUAAUAUCGAUUCAAUUGUGUAUACAAAAAUUGGUCUGCAUUUACCUGACUUGUCUUUUGUCUAUGAAGAAUAUCAACCCACAUAUGUCAACGAAGAAUUUUAA
Molecule: messenger RNA, 1830 nt
Organism: Plasmodium falciparum 3D7
Lineage: Eukaryota; Apicomplexa; Aconoidasida; Haemosporida; Plasmodiidae
Product: putative AAR2 protein
Source: RefSeq, a predicted model, not a curated record